AUGAUUAAUAUACCGUACAACGUACCCCUGAUGGCACAGAUCGCUCCCAGCCAAAACAUACCAGUGCAAACCAGUCAGAACAAUUUCCAGACGUUCCAACAACCGCAAUCGGUCACGCAACAAAUGCAAACUCAGCCUUCCGCAAAUCCUCAGGAUACGUACAAGCAGCCCUUCUAUCAGCUCCACCAGGCCGACGUGUUUUUCGCGAACCACCAGUACAUCCCCAACGCGCUGCCCCCGAGGAACCCAUACCCAGUUUUCCAAUCCUCGAACGUCCCUCCGCCGCUGCAAACGCAGCCAAACUGUGGCUCCCUGUCGCCGAACAUUCUCGAACAGAUUCGCGGUUGCGUGAGCAACCCAGCUCCCAUAUUUAUCCUGCCUGGCAGCUGUCAUCAGUCCACAAAUCAUCAUCAGCAACCGCCGCCAAUGUGUCCGCCGAGUCAAGGAGGCGUGGCUCACCCGACAGGACAAUCGACAAGCUUCAAUUGCCCACCGUCAAUCUGCUGUCCGCCCUCCUUCUAUCCGUUUCCGAUUCCCCUCCCUAUUUACGAGCCGUUUCCAGGUCAAACGCGUGGCAAGGACAGACACCAAACUUGCGGAUGUUGCCACCGAUACCAGGGAUACACAGUACCGAGGAACUAUCCUCUCAGCUGCUGCUGCAACCUCAACGAGCCUGAGGAGCAUUGCUGUGGACCGACCAACGACGACACCAUCUGCUCCAAACGCAACUGCCCAGCCUCCAUCAGCCUCCAGGCUCUGGCGUCGCAGUUUCUAGCCCUGCCAGGUAUCAUAUCCUGCGCAGCCACGCGACUGAUCCUCAGGAAAGUUCCCGGCUCGAAUAUCACCACCACCAUGGAGGACACGAUGGAAAAGGCGCAGAGGUCCAUCAGCGUGCUGACCAAGGAGCAGCUGCUCGCAGAGUCCAGGAUCGCUCAGCAAGUGAACGCGUUGAUCAAUCUCCACAUGACCACCACGCUGCCUGCGAACAUCGUCCCUCUGCUCACGUUGCUGCAGCUGAAGGUGAACGUUCUGAAGGCGCAGGUCGAGGCUCUCAUCAACAAGAAGGUGAUGGAGUGUCAGGGAUACGGGUUCGAGGUAGAAACCAGCGGGCCGAUAGAUCCAGCAGUGCUCGCCCUGAAAACGAACGCUGAGCUCAGGCAGCUGUUGUCGGCCCUAAGGCAGAAGGAGUGCGACGAGCGUCUCAACGCAAACUUCUCGCCUUAUCAUUCCCAGCGCGUGAUCGCCGAGGCGCGUCUGAACGCCGUCCAAGCAAAGAUACGACAGGUAGAGGCAGAAUUUGAAAACAGAAGAUGCCCUCCGUUGACAGCCCCAACGAUUACAUCGCGCAUCAUCCAGCAGUUCGCCGAGUCCAGAUGCACCUUUGGUUUCGCCCACACGAAUCUAUUCGAACCCUACGUUCAAGAAAACAUCCCCGAAUCGCCAGACCCCUUUGGACCGAGCCCACGCAACCCUAGAAGACUGUACAUACAACCCUAUGUGCCAGAACCGCCAGCACCGCAGAAGAACGAGCAAAACAGAGGGACCAGCACCUCCAAGGACGCUCCGUCCACGUCUCAGGACAAAGGAACGGGCGAAGGAAACGUCGAUGACACCAAAGAUCGAUCGCCAGGUCGGAGAUGCAGCGCGGACAGCUGCAUCUGCGACAGCUCAUCGGAAGAGAGCCUCGAGGAGGGUAAAAAAAAACUUCGACUGAGGAUUGAUCGAGCUGGGCACGUGAGGAUUAGUAGCGUGGCUAAGUUGAGGAACGUGCCACUGAUGAAGCUGGCAGCGAACGUCGUUGCUGUGAUCGACGUGGAAAAGGUAGCCGAAGUGGGCCAGCUUGCGAUUCCUGAUUGCGAUUCUCCUUGGAGUCAGAAUGCUGGAUCGUUGAAAAGCGAGAAGACCUCUUUGGAAGAUUUUAAAGACGAAGAAACGUAUUCGAAGGGGAUUGUAGAAGAUGGAACGAAGGACGCGAAAAGAGAAACCGAGGAGGAGUCAUCACUGAAAGAUGAUGCCGCGGAGUUGCGGUUCGAGUUUGAGGAAGUAAAUGCAGAAUCCGGGAACAACGAGGACGUAAAAGCAUCCGAUCGCGAGGGGGUUUCAAUUAAGAAAGGGGAGUCUGAGGAAAAUGGCGGUAACGAGGCGUCGAAGGAGCUGAGAGAGGGUAUCGAAAAUCCAAGAACCCUAGAAACUGAUGAAAGUGGAAAGGACACCGUUACGAAUGGAUCGAGUAGGAUUAAUCCCAAAGACGACGAAUCGCGUCGGGAAAAUGGCGCGGAGAGAAACGUGAGGAUCGUCGCGAUGGUGACCAAUAUUAAAUACGACAGACGCUUCGGUGAUUUUGAAAGAUGGAUGGUAAUAAACGAGUGCUCCGAUGAGAGGACGAAGGAUCGAUGCGGAAGAAAUGCUGCGAACGAGUCUUUAGGAGAUACUAAGGAGGAAAACGAGACCGAUGGGAAUUAUACGUGUCUUCUUUCAGAAAAGAUCGAUCCCUUGCCGAGGUCUAGUGAUCGAGGGUGCGAACCGAGGGCGAGGAUGACCGCCAAGGACGAAGAAAUGCAUCGGGAGGUUAAAACGAACGCGUACUCAAAGAACACGUACGAGGGCGAAUCAAACUUCGACAUAAAUCGAGUGGAUGGUGAGUAUACCAUGAGUUUUAGCGUUUAA
Molecule: messenger RNA, 2667 nt
Organism: Hylaeus volcanicus
Lineage: Eukaryota; Metazoa; Arthropoda; Insecta; Hymenoptera; Colletidae
Exons: 4
Coding region: 1-2667 (888 amino acids)
Source: RefSeq, a predicted model, not a curated record